Molecule: messenger RNA, 991 nt
Organism: Arachis ipaensis
Lineage: Eukaryota; Viridiplantae; Streptophyta; Magnoliopsida; Fabales; Fabaceae
Source: RefSeq, a predicted model, not a curated record
GCGUGAGCUUUGCUUGUGAGAGUACAUUUUCAUUUGUGGUUCUGUGCAUCAUAAUGUUCACGGAACUACAGUAUGGGAUCUGUCAGAGCAUAGAGAGUGAUAUUUUAAAGAGGGUGAGCAACAUUCUCUACCGGAGUCCAGUUGUCAAAUUUGGCGGCCUCAUAUAGUUUGAGGUUAUGCCGAUCGUUGACGAAACAAGUAUUCAGCGGAUGUCACAUAUUCACCAGCAAACUCAGGUGCAACAUCCAAGGAUUGAGUUGUAUGUUGAGUUUGAAUAUAUAAUUGCAGAUGAAGUUCAACAUGACCUAGAUGUGCAAGAUGACAGAACUGAAGCGUACGAAGGAAUGAACAAUGAUAGCGACGAGGAGUUUGAAGCUACGUAUAAAGCCGGUGACGAGGACGAGGACGGCGAUGGGGGAGGUGAGGCAGUCGCAAAAACUUUAGUGGUUUCACCCGCAAUGAGUCAACCGUUGACGUUCCACCUUUUAUGCGUAGCUUAGCUCUUGACGCCAUGCAUGCACCGGAGUUUCCCGAAUAUGCAAACAUAGGUGUUGCUGAUCCUGAGGACGGGGAGUUCAGGAUCGGAAUGGAAUACAGUUCUAGAAAAUCAGUCAUUGCGACAAUUCGGGGUUACACUAUCUCCAGAGGAGUCGAUUACGUUGUUUAUGAAUUCGAGCCACAGACGUUCUAUGCAAAAUACAAGACUUAUGGAGGUGGGUGCGAUUGGCUUAUCCGAGCCAGUUUGAUACAGAAGAAAGCUUGUUACGAGAUUCGGAGAUACAACGGGAGGCACACGUGUUCCAUAGGAACGAUUUCACAGGAUCACUCCAAGUUGGACUCGGACACAAAUGUUGAGGCUAUGAAGCCAUUGGUUGAAUCCAACACAUCCAUAAAGUUACCCAAAGGCUUGGUUGGCAAAGUGAAAGUUUUCGGUGGAUGGGAAGAAUCUUACAGAGCUUUGCCAUUGUGGUUCUUCGCAAUGGUGAUGUAG